Molecule: messenger RNA, 1551 nt
Organism: Pecten maximus
Lineage: Eukaryota; Metazoa; Mollusca; Bivalvia; Pectinida; Pectinidae
Product: sodium-dependent multivitamin transporter-like
Exons: 13
Coding region: 1-1551 (516 amino acids)
Biological process (GO): transmembrane transport; sodium ion transport
Cellular component (GO): membrane
Molecular function (GO): symporter activity
Source: RefSeq, a predicted model, not a curated record
AUGCCGUCAUUGGUCUUGGCGGACUUUAUCGUGUUUGCAGCAGCGUUACUAAUCUCCCUUGGUAUUGGAGUGUAUUACGCGCUCUCGGGUGGACGCCAAAAGACAACCAAGGAGUAUCUACUGGGAAACAGGAAAAUGAAUAUCAUGCCGGUCGGGCUUUCUCUCAUGGUGUCGUUCGAAUCCUCUAUCAUGAUGCUUGGGUUUCCUGCCGAGAUCUACACCUAUGGCAUCAUGUUUUGGUGGUUUACAGUCGGGUUUAUGUUGGCACAGCUCAUAGCCAUCAGGAUCGUCGUACCCCUCAUCCACCCUCUCCGUGUCACCAGCGUUUAUGAGUACCUACAAUUGCGGUACAACAGCCGUGUGCCCCGUCAAAUUGGGACCGCUAUGGGGAUGCUGUAUUACAUUUUCUAUAUGGGAGUUGUACUGUAUGGACCGGGAACUGCAUUGGAGGCGGUGGCGAAUCUGCCUUUAUGGAUCUCGAUGGUCGUUAUAGCCGGGGCUGCUAUAAUAUACACAGCUAUUGGAGGCAUCAAGGCGGUGAUAUGGACUGACGUAUUUCAAUGUGCGGUGAUGUAUUGUGGGAUAGCUGGUAUCAUUAUUAAGGGCUGUAUGGUUUCGGGAGGAUUCGGGAGGGUUUUUGAAAUCAAUGGACAAGUCGGUCGUUUAAACUACUUCAACUUCGAAGUCGACCCGACUGUCCGUCAUACCUUCUGGAAUCUACUGAUAGGUACUGCGAUUCGUCUGAUAUACCUCACGUUAAACCAGUCAACCAUACAAAGGAUCUGUGCUGUACCCACCCAGCGUGACGCCACAAAGAUCUUCCUGUUUGCUGGUCCGGCAUUUUUCAUCACAUUUUCUAUUGCAACGUUUGAGGGACUUGUAGCCGUGGCCUACUUCUACUCGAUUGGUUGUGAUCCUCUGGCGUCCGGACAAAUCAAAAAUCCUAAUCAGAUCAUACCAUAUAUGGUCAUCUGGCUGUUUAAAGAUAACCCGGGUAUGUCGGGUUUGUUCAUGGCUUCCCUCUUCUGCGCCUCGCUGAGCACUUUAUCCUCCGGCCUAAGCAGUCUCUCAGCCCAAACAGUAGAGGAUAUGAUUAAACCUUUGUGGCCAAAUAUUUCGGACAGGAAAGCAACAACGAUCGCCAAGCUAUCAGUGGUAUUUUACGGAAGUCUUUCCCUGGCUGUAUCAUUCAUGAUCGCUAAUAUAGAAGGAGUCCCUCUAUCACAGAUUACUGGCCAAAUGUUGUCGGCUUUUGGGGGAGCUACAGGAGGAAUGUUUUUAUAUUCCAUUUUUUGUCCCUGGGCAAACAAAAAGGGGGUCAUAAUCGGAGGUAUAUUUGGGAUGAUAUUUAUUUUCUGGAUUGGAAUCGGAAAAAGUUUCUCUACGACAUUAAUCAGGGAGCCACGCCUCCCUCCCGUGACGUCAGGAUAUUGCUACUACAAGGAUGACGUGACCGUCACAAGUGAUGACUUCACAAAUACGACAGCUUAUUUUACAACAAUGGCUUCCAUGGUUACCGAAUCCGUCAUAACUCCACCUCGCCAGAAGUAG